This is a messenger RNA of Tilletiopsis washingtonensis, 3223 nucleotides long. RefSeq lists its product as hypothetical. Gene Ontology annotation, biological process: maturation of SSU-rRNA from tricistronic rRNA transcript (SSU-rRNA, 5.8S rRNA, LSU-rRNA). The transcript has 2 exons. Gene Ontology annotation, cellular component: small-subunit processome; 90S preribosome; t-UTP complex. The record is from RefSeq and is a predicted model, not a curated record. The coding region runs from base 47 to 2872 and encodes 941 amino acids. Gene Ontology annotation, molecular function: protein binding; RNA binding. NCBI's taxonomy places the organism in Eukaryota, Fungi, Basidiomycota, Exobasidiomycetes, Entylomatales.
CCACCGACAAGCGAGUCUCCCCAAGGGCCUUGUCUCCACGCUCACCAUGUCCCUCUCCGCUCCCGCGCCUGCGCCCGCCGCAGCCGUGCAUCGCCUGCGCUUCGUCGACUGGACGCCCGCGCGCAUCUCGGCGCUGGCCGUGGCGCCCGGCGCGCCUGCGCAGCGCGGCCUGCUUGCCGUGGGCCGCGACGACGGCAGUGUCGAGCUGUGCGUGUGGACGCAGGAGCAGGGCCAGGCAAAGGGCUGGGUCGUAGACACGACGCUCGUCGGCGCCGCAGGCUCCAAGAUCGACUCGCUCGCCUUCGUCCUCACGCCUUCGGCGCCCACGGCCGCGGGCCACGCCGCAGCACCGAUUCCGCGCCUCUUCUCCACCUCGGGCGGCGCUGGGCUCACCGAGCACUUCCUGCCUGCGCAUCUCCUCUCGCACGUCUCUCUCUCUGGCUCGCGCUCUGCGCCGCCUGCUGUGCCUCGCAGCAGCAGCACCAGCCGCACCCUCGCCUCCGGCGGCGGUGCCAUCUGGAGCAUGGCGGCGUCUCCUCUCGGCCGCUACCUGGCGCUCGGGUGCGAGGACGGCGUCGUGCGCAUCGUCGACGUCUGCGAGGGACGCUUCGAGCUGCUGGCACCCAGCCGUGCCGCCCGUCGACAGGGCGACGGCUCGCUGCGAGGCAUUGUGGCGCGCUGUGAUCGCGCAAAGACGCGCGUCGUCUCGCUGGCAUGGGGCCCACCUCGACGCGUGGUGACGCAAGUCAAGCCGACCAAGAAGGCCAAGGGCGACGAUUCGAGCGACGAGGAGAGCAGCAGUGACGACGAGGAAGAGGAUGCAGAACAGUGGGAGGAGAGCUUCCUUGUCGGCGGCACCUCCUCCUCGCUGGCGUUGCAGUGGGACUUGCAGACCGGCCGUGUUGCCGCGAGGCUCAACGUGGAGCGUUCGCGCGCCGAGCACACGGUGGUGUGGGCCACAUUGGCGCUCCCCUCCGGCGUCAUUGUGCUGGCCGACUCGCUCGGCAAGGUCACCUUCUACGACGGACGCACCCACGUCGCGCUCCCUGGCGCCAGUUUUGCAAACCACGCACGCGGCGCAGAUGUGCUCUGCCUCGCGGCGGGGCCCGACGGAAAGAGCGUCUAUGCUGGAAGCGUCGAUACAAAGGUCAGCGAGUAUGCUCUCGUGGGCGAGGGCAACUCGCAGCGCUGGAUCCACACUACAACACGCAAGCUGCACGCCCAUGAUGUGCGCACACUCGCACUCUCUCCAAGCCUCGAUCUCGCGGCAGCAGUCAAGGGCGAGAAGAGGCAAGGCAACGAAGUGGCGCACAUGCUCCCCAUCCUCGUCUCUGGAGGCAAUGACUUCUCUCUCGUCCUCACGCCGGCAUCUGCACCGAGCGCGCUCUCGUUGCGCGGCAACGACUCUCGUCGGAAGCGCGGCGCCAGCAAUGUCGUGCCGGCGCAACAAGGCGAGGCAAACCCCAUCAGCACGAAUCCUCUCACCUCCUUCGCCGAGACGACGCAACGACGACUCUCCUACAUGCCCGCCACUGCGCGCGGCAGUGCGCUGAGCGGCGGUGGCGCCGUCGUCUCCGCUGCCGGUCGUCGCUGGCUCGCUCUUCGUCGAGAGCGCAGUGUUGGCAUUUGGGCGCUGCCCGCGCGUGCCGAGGUUGCCGCGCCCGUCGAAGAAGCGGCGGCACAGACGGAGCAGCAGGCAUGGCGCAAGGUCCUCGAGAUGGAGAUGCGCUGCAAGAGCAACCUGGUGGCGCUGGCCAUCAGCGCUGAUGGCAAAUGGCUUGCCGUGGGAGAUCUCUACGAGACGAAGCUAUUUGCUUUGCGCGCGCAUGGUGAAGGCGAGGAACUGACGUUGGAGCCGAGACGCCAACGCUCCCUCGGCGCUGCGAUCGCGAGCGGCAGCGGAGCCUCGCAAAAGGGCGCUUCCGCUCCCGGCGCUUCAGCUCUGGCGUUCACGCCUGAUUCGUCGCGACUCGUGCUCGCAAGCUACCCGGGCAGCUUCCUGCACAUCAUCGAGCUGCCUGCUGGCGCCAACGACGAGUGUCGUCUGCUGCAGAGCUUCGGUCAGCAUCGCAGCGGCGCCUCCUCCUCCAGCCGCGCCACGGCAGGCCGCGUCAAUGGUCAUGCCGCCGCUGACUCAGACGAAGAGUCCUCCUCCGAAGACGUCGCCCCCUCGAGCUCGACGAAGCGCAGCAGCUUUGCGCGCAUCGAUCUCCUGGCCAUCUCGGGAGAUUCUCAGUACCUCCUCUCGGUCGACAGCGAGCGUCGCAUCCACACUUUCAACCUCGACGUGCUCUCUGCUCAUCGCACCCUGCCUUCGCCUGCACUCGUGCCUUCAGCCGCCGUCUUCGCGCCGGCACAGGGACGCGGCGCAGCUCAUGUGGCACUCGUGCUGCCGAGCAACAAUGUGCUGCUGUACGAUGUGGAGAGCGCCAGAGCAGUGCAUGCCGAGCUCAACGCCGCUCUGACGCCCUCGAUCGGCCGACUGCGCGACCAUGCCAUCGGCGCCUCGUGGCUGCCCACUACGCCGAGCCAGGCCCGCACUCUGGUGCUGUGGGGCGCAACUUGGCUUUGCACCGCUCGUCUGCUCGACACCACGCCCAUCACGAACGGCACGACACCCAAGAAGCGCCGCUCGACGACGGAGGAAGCGCCGGUGGCAACGCAGGAGUGGAGCGUCAAGGUGACGCAUCGCUAUCAGCCGCUGCUCUUCGUCGAUGCCCUCCAAAGGGCUGCUGGCGCGCUCUCGAUGGACGCAGCGCAAGGGCAGCAGGACGAAUACUGCGCCGAGCUCGUCGUUGUGGAGCGGCCCUUCUUCGCACUGGCUCGCUCUCUGCCGCCGGCGUUCAAGCGCGCCGUCAAGUACGGCUCGUAGCCUGCCUUGCCUUCUCGGGUCACUCGCCGUCUCGGAAAGCUGUCGCGCUGCGCAUCCGGAGGCCUGUCUCUGUACGUCCCUGUAAUAAUUCUACGAUCUCUCAUGCUCUCUCUUCGCCAAGAUGCUACAAGGUGCUAGGCAUUCCACUGCGCGACCUCAGCGAGCGGCAAGCUCAGAUGCCGCGUCCGCCGGUGACCUCGAGCGUCUGGCCGCUGACGUAGCUCGCGAGCGGGCUGGCGAGGAAGAGAAUGGCUGCCGCUGCCUCGCCCACCUCUCCGGGCCGGCGCAGCGGAAUGUCGAUCGUUGCGUUGACGUCGUUGCCGGAGUUGGGCUUGCGGCCCGGGACUGCGG